Molecule: messenger RNA, 4613 nt
Organism: Monodelphis domestica (gray short-tailed opossum)
Lineage: Eukaryota; Metazoa; Chordata; Mammalia; Didelphimorphia; Didelphidae
Gene: REEP1
Product: receptor accessory protein 1
Biological process (GO): endoplasmic reticulum tubular network organization
Cellular component (GO): cytoplasmic microtubule; endoplasmic reticulum membrane; endoplasmic reticulum tubular network
Molecular function (GO): microtubule binding; olfactory receptor binding
Source: RefSeq, a predicted model, not a curated record
AAGGGGAGGUACCCCUUCCUCAGCGCUCUCUCCAGCUGCUGGCUGCCUCCGCCCGCGCCCGCAGUUUGACAGCUCGUGGGUGCGGGCGGCCGGGGGCGGGCCCGGGGCCCCCUAGGUGCCUAGGCGCGGACGGCGGCGCUGUACGGCGUGCCAGCAGCGCCCCCGGCUCUCGUCCUCCCGUGAGUCCUGCCCAAUCGCGGGCUCGGCCGCCGCCGCCGCCGCCGCCGCCGCCGCCGCCUCAGGUCCCGGGGGGCAGGAGCAGCCUGUGCCGCUGUCCUGGGAACCUGCCGCGGCUGCGCUGACGGCGCGCCCUGCUAAUGGCUGAGCCACGGGGCUGCUCAGUGUGGCCAUAGCGGACUGACUGACGGACUGAGCCAGCGACGUGCCCGGAGCUCCGGCGCCCAGAACCUGGCCAGAGCCAACUGCCUCCUCCUCCUCCUCGCGCGCUGUGCCCAGCCCAGGCCAGGCCAGGCCAGGCCAGCCUUGGCCGCGGCUGCCUCUCUUCCACCUCUGCUCACUUCGCCUCGCCUCGGAUCGCCAUGGUGUCCUGGAUCAUCUCCAGGCUGGUGGUGCUCCUGUUUGGCACCCUUUAUCCUGCGUAUUAUUCUUACAAGGCAGUAAAGUCAAAGGACAUUAAGGAAUAUGUAAAAUGGAUGAUGUACUGGAUUAUAUUUGCACUUUUUACAACAGCAGAGACAUUCACGGAUAUCUUUCUUUGCUGGUUCCCCUUCUAUUAUGAACUCAAAAUAGCCUUCGUGGCCUGGUUGCUGUCUCCUUACACAAAGGGCUCCAGCCUCCUCUACAGGAAGUUUGUGCAUCCUACGCUGUCUUCAAAAGAAAAGGAAAUUGAUGAUUGCCUGGUCCAAGCCAAAGACCGGAGCUAUGAUGCCCUCGUGCACUUUGGGAAGCGAGGGCUGAACGUUGCGGCCACCGCCGCUGUGAUGGCUGCUUCCAAGGUUGCCCGGCUCUUUGAUUUUGUCUCAUAUUUGGACCCCAGAGAAGGGCAGGGACAAGGUGCCUUAUCGGAGAGGCUCAGAAGCUUCAGCAUGCAAGACCUCACUACCAUCCGUGGUGACGGGGCCCCUGUCCCCUCUGGCCCACCUCCCUCAGCCACUGUGCGGACCAGCGGCAAACACAGUCAACCCAAGAUGUCCAGAAGCGCGUCUGAGAGUGCUGGAAGUUCAGUGUGUACUUGCUGCUCCUCAUGCAGGACCUGGAAAGUGGUUGAGGGAGAUGUGAGUGAGGGGGGUGUGAAGUUAUGGAAGCCCCAGCGAGACAAGAACCCGUUGGCAUUUUCCGAUGAGGAAGAGGAAGACCUGUUGGAUUACAUGUACAAGUUCAAAGCACCCCGGAAGACGGAAAGACCCCUGGAGGCACCGCCUAGGACCCUUCGUUCUCGCUUCAGGAAGAAAUGUACCUCAUCCCCUGCCACUGAAACCAUGUGAGUGAGACGAGCCAACAGCACCGGGAUCCACAGAACGCCUCUUCUCUGCCUUAAAGAGCUAUUUACUUAAUAACCUAGAAAUCUGGGAGCUGGGUGUGCUUUGAGUGGGCAGCAUUGUACUCAUGGCCUUCUCUCUCUCCUCUUCCUCUUUUUUUUUUUAAAGUAAUUUUCCCAGAGGAAGGAGCUAUGGGGUGGGAUAGCAGGGGUGGCCUUUAAGUCCCCUGAAGCUGGUAGUUUCCACAGCUCAAUUGUCAUCAACUUGACCGAAGAACAUCAUUGGGGAAAUCACCUCUGCUGUCAGAUACAGAAAUGUUUGGGGUGUAAGUUUGUAAUGUAUCCGUUGUUUACCUAGUUUUUAAUCUCCAUAAAUGCAAACGAUAGCAAUUAAAAAUAUCUCCUCUCCUUGAUAAGAAUACUUUGGAUCAUCAUGUAUUUUAUAUUUUAUGAUAUUUUUUUGGUUAAAAUAAACAGGCUUGCAGGGGCCAUCAUAGUUCUUUAAAGAGACUGAAUAAAAAAAGGAGGGCGGGGUUGGUUUGUUCUUUUUUUAAAGCAACAAACCCAUUGAAAUUUUUGUUCCCAUACAGAAUUUGUAAAAGCUUCCAGGUAACCCAAGUGGGAAUCUGGCAAGUAUUUCACUACAUGAGUAAGGACAGAAAAAAAUAGAGAGAUGGAAUGAGAGAUCUGGUGAUCACCCCUCUCUGCCAAGUUUUUCUUUUCCAUUCCCAGUGAGCCGAGAUGUAAGAGAGAGCUGAACACCAGGCAAUUAAGGGUUUAAGGAGACCUGGUCUAUGCAUUGAAUUCAGAGCCAGGAACCCUUGUAUCUUGGUUGGGACCUUGACAUUUCUGCUUGAUGUAACCAUAGGCAGGACCCUUAACCCUGCAAAGCUUCCUGGGGAUGCACCUGCCUCUCAGGGAUGUAAGAUUGCCUCAUGCACAGAACAAGCUUAGUGGAUGAAAAGAUCCAGGUCAUGAUUCCCCAUCAUCUUCCCUACAGCUAGCCAUGCUGAAACCAUCCUCACCAGACAGAGAUGGGAGGGGUGGGGGAAGGCAAUUGUCAGUGUGAAACUUGGGCCACAAGAGCUCACGAAAUCAGUGUCAUGUGAAAAGAGGUGCUUGAAUCCUCUUUUUGACUUUUAAGAGAGGUUUUCCAAUACAUCCUAGACACACUUUUGCUUAUCUGUGAAGAUGAGAACCAGAAAGACUUGGGGAAGAGUUCUGGUGGCAAAACUUCCUCCUAGAAAACACGAUUACAUCCGGCUUUCCACUGAAUUCUAAGGGUUGCUCUUCUCUGCCCAUGGUGGCUUGUAAGAGAUGCUUCUUAUGAACUCGCCCCAUGGGAUAAGAGUGAAGUCCAGACUCACUGUAUAGAAUUAAGAGCAUCAUCUUUUUUUCCAACAAAAGAGGAAAACUUGGGUUAACUUUCAUUUUAGUAAGUGUUAGGGUAGUGUGUUUUCAUCCCUAGAAUAGGGAAGAAGAGGGAGAAGCUGUAGGUCUUGAGUAUUUGUGCUUUGGAGAUGUAAAUGUAUUCUGCAUGCAGUGUUCACAAAUCAAUUAAUCAAUCACUUAGCUCUGAUGAUUGUGUUGGCCCUUAAAUUGUCUCGUAGGCUAGGAAACAAGUGUAUGUACCACAUAAGACUUGUUGUCAACUGAAAUAUAUAACCAGGCUCUAUUCAAGAUUGUUCCACUGUUAACCUAGUUAAGCUGCAGCAGGGGGUCUAGGCAGAUGGUCAAUUGGCUGGAUUUUAGCAGGAUCAGAAAUGUUUGUCAUUGAAGUUGGCUUGCCAGUGUCUGACCCCUGGCUCCAUUAUUUUAUAGAAUCCUAAAAAAAAAAAUUUAAAAAGCACUUCCAAAUGAGUUAAGAGAAAACCCUGAGCACUACUGGUUUUCUAAAGAAGAACAAUGAGUAUUUUCCCUUGCCACAAUACUUCCACAUCUUACUGGAAAGGAACAUGAUUUCCCUCAAAUGUACCAAGCAAGUUAUCAAUAGAAACUCUUAAUGCUUUAGAAAGACAUUUACCUUUUAGGUAGCAACUAGGAAAUAUUCAGAAGUAUUGAAUGUGCCCAGAAAAAAAAAAAAAAAAACUUUGAGGGGCCCAGCUUGCAUGCUUAAGUUAUGCAGGGUUUUUUUUUUCUUUUGCAAAAAAACAAAAAACAAACAAAAAAAAUUUAGCAGAAAUUAAAAUCCUAUUGUGAGCAAGCUUUUUUUCCUCACUAUUAUGCAACAGGAAAUUUUGACAAGUAGAAGCUGACAAAUUUGCACUCAAUUAUGCCAAAAAAAAAAGUUUGAAGAACUCUCUUAUAUGCUGUAUUACUAUUCAUUCUAGUAAAAAAAAUAAUAAAAGGUGUCCAAGCUGCUGUCUUAAUGUAAACUUGACGAUUUCAAAUUUCCUUCAAGUGUUAAUAUGGGAGUUGGUUUCUCUCUCAGACAUUCACUGUACAACUGAGAAGUUUUCCUAUCUCUGGCAAAAUGUGUAUUUAUCCAAUAAGCUGUAUAUUUGUGUAUAGACUGACAUGAAAUGUGAAUGCCUCCAAAUGUACACUUAGAGAUGUGCUCUGUCAAUGAGAUAAUACAGUGUUUUUAAUUUGCUGAAUUACAGACAGGUUGUUUACAAAAUACUAGCUCAAAGGUCUGUAACGAUUAUGUAUUGACUUAUAUUUUUUCAUCGCCCUUGGGCUCAUGUAUUUGGUCGGGGUUGGGGGUGGGUGGGGAGAGGGCAGUGGUCUAAUCCUUAUAAAAUUGGAGAGGUAGUCCAGUACGGCUCCGUCCUGGCUUCUGCUGGUCUUUGAAAUGUGUUUUUUACACUGUAAAGUGUCCUUGUCCUUGUGAUAGAAUGCUGGUCAACCACAACUGUGGUUUCUAUCUUUCGGGUACCCACUGCUCUGUACCUAGCACAGUAUUUGAAAUGGUAAAGGACACUCGCUAGUCAUACUCUCACAAUUCACCCUUGGAGAAACAGCUGAUAAAUUAAGGAUCGUAACUGUGCAUAUUUAUGAUAGUUGACUUCUUGUAACCAGUGUAGACAAAUCUGUCAUAGAAUAGUAGUAGACCAAACAACACCCAGGAGUGACGUCCAUGACAGUAUUCCAAAGGUCAAAGUUCUGCUGUUUUGUUCUUCGUCUUGCUUGAUAUAUUCAUCUUGAAUAAAGUCUUAACCUUUUCUUUAAAAAA